UCUGGUGCAAACAGCAAGCUCGGUAACAUCGCUCGCAAGAACCUAACUGAAGACCAGAAGCGCAGCAACCACAUCCGCUCUGAGCAGAAGCGCCGCAACAUCAUCAAGCAGGGCUAUGAAGAUCUCAACGAACUCGUCCCCAACCUCAAGACUGGCGGCUUCAGCAAGAGUGCCGUUCUU
Aureobasidium melanogenum CBS 110374 is the source of this 180-nucleotide messenger RNA. RefSeq lists its product as uncharacterized. Gene Ontology annotation, molecular function: DNA-binding transcription factor activity, RNA polymerase II-specific; protein dimerization activity; RNA polymerase II cis-regulatory region sequence-specific DNA binding. Gene Ontology annotation, biological process: regulation of transcription by RNA polymerase II. The annotation marks the transcript as partial. The record is from RefSeq and is a predicted model, not a curated record. The transcript has a single exon. NCBI's taxonomy places the organism in Eukaryota, Fungi, Ascomycota, Dothideomycetes, Dothideales, Saccotheciaceae.